Molecule: messenger RNA, 7588 nt
Organism: Anolis carolinensis (green anole)
Lineage: Eukaryota; Metazoa; Chordata; Lepidosauria; Squamata; Anolidae
Gene: atp9a
Product: ATPase phospholipid transporting 9A (putative)
Exons: 28
Coding region: 233-3376 (1047 amino acids)
Biological process (GO): endocytosis; retrograde vesicle-mediated transport, Golgi to endoplasmic reticulum; phospholipid translocation
Cellular component (GO): plasma membrane; trans-Golgi network; endosome
Molecular function (GO): ATPase-coupled intramembrane lipid carrier activity; ATP hydrolysis activity; ATP binding
Source: RefSeq, a predicted model, not a curated record
UGCGCGUCUCCGCCGCUGCCGCCGCCCAGCCCGGUCCUCCUCGGCGGCGGCGCUGCUGCUGCUGCUGCUUCUGUCAUCGGAGGCUGGGCCGAGGAGCCAACGAGGCGGAGGCGGCAGGCGCAGCGAGCAGCGAGGCUGGGAGGCUGGGAAGCCGACCCCCCCCCCUUUCCUCCUCUUCCUCCUCCUCCUCCCGCCUGCCUUCCUCUCGCCUGGCCGAGCGGCUGCCGCGGCCAUGACCGACAACAUCCCCCUGCAGCCGGUCAGGCAGAAGAAGCGGGCGGACAACAAGCACCGCGGCGGAUGUUGCGAGUGCUUAAGAUGUUGUGGAAGAAGAGACCCAAGGCCUCGAACGGUUUGGCUUGGCCACCCAGAAAAAAGAGACCAGAGAUACCCCCGCAAUGUCAUCAACAACCAGAAAUACAACUUCUUCACUUUUUUACCAGGGGUACUGUUCAAUCAAUUCAAGUACUUCUUCAACCUUUAUUUCUUAUUUCUGGCCUGUUCUCAAUUUGUUCCUGAAAUGAGGCUUGGUGCACUUUACACAUAUUGGGUUCCACUGGGUUUUGUGCUUGCUGUUACUAUCAUCCGUGAGGCUGUGGAAGAGAUCCGAUGCUGCAUGCGUGACAAGGAAGUGAACUCCCAGAUCUACAGCAAACUCACAGCAAGAGGGACAAUGAAAGUGAAAAGCUCCAGUAUUCAAGUGGGGGACCUUAUCAUUGUGGAAAAGAAUCAGCGUGUCCCUGCCGACAUGAUCUUCCUAAGAACAUCAGAAAAGAAUGGUUCCUGUUUUCUCCGAACUGAUCAGCUGGAUGGUGAAACGGACUGGAAAUUACGCCUGCCAGUUAGCUGCACUCAGAGGUUACCCACGGCUUCAGACCUUCUUCAGAUCCGCUCGUAUGUGUAUGCAGAGGAACCAAACAUUGACAUCCACAACUUUGUUGGGACAUUCACUCGGGAGGACAGUGACCCACCUGUGAAUGAAAGCUUAAGUAUCGAAAAUACGCUAUGGGCAAGCACAGUCAUUGCUUCAGGAACCAUUGUGGGAGUUGUUCUGUACACAGGUCGGGAACUGCGCAGUGUUAUGAAUACAUCAAAUCCACGGAAUAAGAUUGGCCUCUUUGACUUGGAAGUGAAUUGCCUCACUAAGAUUCUCUUUGGAGCCUUGGUGGUAGUCUCUCUUGUCAUGGUUGCUCUCCAACACUUUGCUGGCCGCUGGUACCUUCAGAUCAUCAGAUUUCUUCUUCUUUUCUCAAAUAUAAUUCCAAUUAGUUUACGUGUAAAUCUUGACAUGGGGAAAAUAGUCUACAGCUGGAUGAUCCGGAGGGAUUCAAAAAUUCCUGGCACUGUAGUUCGAUCCAGCACAAUCCCAGAACAACUAGGAAGAAUAUCCUAUUUACUUACAGAUAAAACAGGAACCCUAACACAGAAUGAAAUGGUUUUCAAACGUCUUCAUCUUGGAACAGUGUCCUAUGGAAUAGACUCCAUGGAUGAAGUUCAGAGCCAUAUAUUUAGUAUAUAUACUCAGCAGUCCCAUGAACCACCUGCUCUAAAAGGCCCAACUCUGGCUACCAAAGUUCGUAAGACCCUGAGCAGCCGUGUCCAUGAAGCUGUGAAAGCAAUUGCCCUCUGCCACAACGUGACUCCUGUCUAUGAAUCAAACGGUGUGACAGAUCAAGCCGAAGCCGAGAGGCACUAUGAAGAUUCUUGCAGGGUAUAUCAAGCAGCUAGUCCCGAUGAGGUGGCCCUGGUACAGUGGACCGAAAGCGUAGGCUUAACAUUGGUUGGCCGGGACCAGUCUUCUGUACAGCUGAGGACCCCUGGUGGCCACAUCCUAAAUUACACCAUUCUCCAGAUCUUUCCAUUCACCUACGAAAGUAAACGGAUGGGAAUCAUUGUUCGGGAUGAAUCUACAGGGGAAAUAACAUUCUACAUGAAAGGAGCUGAUGUCGUGAUGGCUGGUAUUGUUCAGUACAAUGACUGGCUUGAGGAAGAGUGUGGUAAUAUGGCAAGGGAAGGAUUAAGGGUCCUUGUUGUAGCAAAGAAAUCCCUAACUGAGGAGCAGUAUCAAGAUUUUGAGGCUCGCUACAUCCAAGCAAAGUUGAGUGUUCAUGACCGUUCGUUGAAGGUUGCCACUGUGAUAGAAAGCCUGGAGAUGGAGAUGGAGCUGCUUUGUCUAACUGGAGUGGAAGAUCAACUUCAGGCAGAUGUCAGGCCAACUCUGGAAACUCUGAGAAAUGCUGGUAUUAAGGUAUGGAUGCUCACAGGGGAUAAACUGGAAACAGCCACGUGUACAGCUAAAAAUGCACAUCUGGUAACCAGGACUCAGGACAUUCAUAUAUUUAGACUGGUGACUAACCGUGGAGAAGCUCACUUGGAGCUUAAUGCUUUCCGACGCAAACAUGACUGUGCCCUGGUGAUUUCGGGUGAUUCUUUGGAGGUGUGUUUGAAAUACUACGAGUAUGAAUUUAUGGAAUUAGCGUGUCAGUGUCCAGCAGUAGUCUGCUGCAGGUGUGCCCCAACACAGAAGGCUCAGAUUGUACGCUUGCUGCAGGAGAGAACUGGGAAGUUGACUUGCGCAGUAGGUGAUGGUGGCAAUGAUGUCAGUAUGAUUCAGGAGGCUGACUGCGGAGUUGGGGUGGAAGGAAGGGAAGGAAAGCAAGCUUCCCUUGCAGCAGACUUCUCCAUCACUCAAUUUAAGCAUUUGGGCCGGUUACUGAUGGUGCAUGGGAGGAACAGCUAUAAAAGAUCUGCAGCUCUCAGCCAAUUUGUGAUCCAUAGAAGCCUGUGCAUCAGUACAAUGCAGGCUGUCUUCUCUUCGGUGUUUUACUUUGCUUCAGUCCCUCUCUACCAGGGCUUCCUCAUCAUUGGGUACUCUACUCUCUAUACAAUGUUUCCAGUGUUUUCUCUUGUACUGGACAAAGAUGUCAAAUCAGAAGUUGCCAUGCUGUACCCAGAGCUUUACAAGGAUCUUUUAAAGGGAAGGCCAUUAUCAUACAAGACAUUUUUGAUAUGGGUUUUGAUCAGUAUAUACCAAGGGAGCAUUAUCAUGUAUGGGGCACUUCUGCUGUUUGAAUCAGAGUUUGUUCACAUUGUGGCGAUUUCCUUCACAUCCUUGAUCCUCACUGAGCUGUUGAUGGUGGCAUUGACAAUCCAGACCUGGCACUGGCUCAUGAUAGUGGCAGAAUUACUCAGCCUUUCCUGCUACAUUGCCUCGUUGGUCUUCUUACAUGAGUUCAUUGAUGUUUACUUCAUUGCAACCUUGUCGUUCUUGUGGAAGGUGACAGUAAUCACUUUGGUCAGCUGCCUUCCACUCUACGUCCUAAAGUAUCUGAGGCGAAGGUUUUCUCCCCCAAGCUAUUCAAAACUCACUUCAUAGGUGAUUCCAUCAAUGGAACAGAGACUUUUCUUUGUUUUUUGCACAAUACUCAUAGACAAAACCAAUGUGUAUUCAUCAUGGAAUCAGCUUCAUCCAGUAGAGGCACAAGGAUCAUACAUUGACUGGGGAAUGCUUCUGAAAAACUGAAAAACAGGUGGUUGAGCAGAAAGUCAGCAGUCAAGUAAGCUGGUAGAACAUAACAUAGGUGAGAUAGAUUUGUCACUUUAUAUUUAUUAAACUGAGGACAAAUGCAUGUAACUGGAAAGAGAAGCUAUCUUCUGGUGAGCAGCCAGCUUCUCUAGAAACUGCUGAGUUAAUCUAUUGAUGUGACAAAAAAAAUCAAAUGAAUUUUUCCUCUUUUUCCUUUUUUAAAUAUCCGUAUGUUGUUUUAUAUUACAGUUUAUUUUGUUGUUGUCUUGGCAAAUACUUUCAAAUUGGUGACAUAACAGACAGCUGUGCCAUGCAGCUCCCUUUUGAUGGGUUCCAACAUAAACCAAAGUUGCACAUUUCAACUAGUUAGGGUUUUCUUUGAUUCCUUUAAAGAAAACAACAACCCACAGUGAGUCUUCCCUGCUGUGAUAUUGCCCAAUUAUUUUAAAAAGGGAAUUGAUGUCAUGGACAAAGGGGGAGGGAAUCUGUUUUAUUCAGUGGAAGUGCUUUCUGGGGAGAAUUUUGUGGUCUUCAGACCAGCUGCAUAUUGUGACCCAGUUCCUGAAGGUAGGGGUGACCCAGGCAGAAAGCUAGCAUGGGGAUCCUAAUGUGAGAACAACACUCUGUUUUCAGGGGGAAAGCAGAGAAUGUGUUUACCUUUUAGCCUAAACCAAUUGUUAAUUCCAUGUGGAGUAGACCUAUUGAAUCCAAGGAAUUCACACAAGCAUUGACUUACCAAAUCCAGAUUGUUUUGGUGUGUGUAUUUAUUUAUUUAUUUACAUCACUUUUACCCCGCCUUUCUCCCUGAGGGGACUCAAAGCGGAUUAUAAUAAAUAGGCAAAAAUUCAUUGCCUAAAAACAACAAUUCAUAUAAAACAAUCUACAAAACAACAAUUCAUAUAAAACAGAUACCAUUCUACAUAAAACUUGUCCCCUGCUACAUAUUGUCCUGAUUUGCUCUCCACUUACUCUAAGAUUAAAAAUACAUCUGGCUACAAAUAUGGAGGAAUAAAUGGGAAAUGGAAGAAAAAAAAUACCAUCCCCUCCCUAUUUUCUGCUGCUUUUUCCUGCAAAAAUCCCACUCCACUUUACCAUUUAUAGAUAUGUACAUAUUUGCUUUGAUAAUGUAUAUUCCAUUCCAAUAUGAAGGUUGCUUUAGCCUGAUUAGGGUAUUUCAUUACAAUAUGCAGAUUGAGGAGGGUUCAUUCAGUAUCUCAGACCAAUAUCCUAGUUUCCUUCCACCUCCACCUUGACUUAUUCUUUGAGUUGCUUGCUGGCUCUACACAAACAGGUGACUGGAGAACUAGGACUGGGAAAUACAUUAUGUUAAAGUAUAACAUAUAUAGAGGAGAGAUGAUUGCUGUAGGAUCAUCAGAUGGCCAGGCUUAGCUGGCUGACAAUAUUAAUACCACUGACAUAUGACAACAACAAAAAAGAUGUCAACUUUCUUCAGCAUUUAAGAAGAAAUCUGAUGCUAAUUGUCCUUUUUUUAAAAAAAAGGGUCUGAAAUGUUAUUCCACAGCGACAGAUGCAUUAUGAAUCACUGGAUUCGAAAGGGAAAGGUCAUGGGAUUCUUGCUAUUUACCAUAACAUAUUUAGACAAUGUUUCCUGUUAAAGCCAAGCUGUGCAGAGAUCAUGGAACUAUACCAUUUCAAACUGCAGUUGGAGAGUCACUGUUGAAUUUUCCUCCCCUGUUCCAAACAAAUCAAAUAUUUUACUUCUCAGCAUAAAGGGUAUAAGGAAGAAAGCUGGAGGAUGUUUAAGGAUGUCCUUUUCCUGCACAAGUACUGUUAAUACUAUUGGGAGCUGAACAGGAUCAUGUUAAUAUAAAUGAUGGAUUUCACUAGUUGUUUUUAAAUCAAUACUGUUUACACUGAAUGAUCACAAUGCCAUGAGUUGUCAUAUUAACAAAUCCAAAAAGAAAGGGAAUUACUUGGAAUUAUGUUCAGUAAUAUUUAUUGGACUAAUGAUUAUGGAUCUUUUAUUUAGUGACAGUUAACUGUUAAAUAUUCUUUGUGUAAGACAUACUAUGGAACCUCUAUGAUCUAUUGCUCUUUUGUACCUGUCUUGCACAUGGUUGUAAUCCGUGAAGUAUCUUUUCUCUCAGAAUAGGCUAUUUAAUUUCGUAAGUGUUUGUAGGUGGGGUUUUUAAAAAAAAGAAAAGAAAAGAAAAGAAAAAAUGUUCAAAACAGCUAUUUGUACAAGCUGGUGGCACGAGUUCAUGUUUAAAAUUAUGAUUACUCGUACUAUUAUCAUAGCAUGUUUGGGUGGCUGCAAAAAUGGUCUUGUUUGGGGAGAAGACUGUACAUAUAGGUGGGUUCUACUGAAGAAAAAACUGAGAAAAUGCCCUUUUGUAAAUGACUUCCAUUUUGUGAGAUCUGGCAGUUCUUAUAUAUGGGGACCCCUCACAAUCCUAACCAUCUAAACUAGAAGUUUCUUGAAGGUAUAACUCAGAAUGAACUUGUUUAUUUUAACUGGGAUUGCCCUGGCAAAAUUCCCAAUGGAUUGUACUGCACAUAUUGUGAGAUACAGGACAGCUUGGCAGCUCAGCCUGAAAUGGAGAAACACUUACAGUUAUCUUUUGCUUUGUGAAGAUUUCUGAUAAAUGCUAAAUUUGCAGUUUAAAACAGUUUGUUUUUGCACUGAUACAAUGAUCCUCUUUUCAUGUGGCUAUUUCAUAAAAUAGAUGCAGUAUCUUAAGUUUCUGGUCCAUGUUUGGGUAUUCUUUGUCCUCUCCCACUUCAGAAUCAUAUGUUUCACACAUUUCCUAUACUUUUCUACAAACAACAGAAUAAGUGUGCAGUUGGAUGUGCAAGUGCUAUUGAGCUUAAUGGAUCAUAUACUACAGUAAGCAUGCAUAAAAAUGGGCUGGAAAGGCUACAUUUCUGUUAGCGUUGUACUGGCAACAUCGAACAAUUUGGAGAUAUAUCUACCAUGUCCCUUCUCUAAAUAACAUUAGAGUAUGGGACUGAUAGCUUUGGUACAAAAUCUCUCUCUCCUCUUUCUCUCUCAUCAUACACAUAUACUCAAGAUAAAUCUGUUAUUGAAAGGGAAAGCACACAACUUGCCAAUUAGUUAAUUUGUAAUGAACAAAUAUUAUUACAUCCAUCCUUUAGUAGCCAGUGUCUUAAUUUUUUCCCUCUUUACUAAUUGUUUCAGGUUUAGUGCAGAGAAGCUGUACAGUUUAGGUGCUAUGACACUUAUCAAGCUGCAUUUCACACUGCAUUUAAAGUCAUAUUAGAUGUGAUAUCCAGGAAGAGAGGCAAACUAUAUUUUCUCAGCAACACAUUCUUGAAGUUUGAGUUUAGGGAAUUGUCAUCCUUGAAACUUUAGGUAUGAUAAACGAUUUUACAUCACUUGCCUGGAAAAUAGCUCUAUGCUAUGAUGGUAAAAAUUUAAGUCCUUCUCCAAUUUUCAUUGAUGACUGAGCAUAUCUUUUUACAGAAUUUUCUGUUUGAAAAUUUCAGUAAGGCUUUUUCUUUUUGAAGAACCAUCUCAUGCUGGUCUUUGGUUCUUCAUUUUUAUAUUCAGCCUAGAACUAUCGUGUCAUAGUAUCAAGAGUGUCAUGCACCUUCCCAAAGUAAAACAUCUCCUGUCUUUUACCCAGGAAAGGUACUGAGUUCAAAGGGAUGCCACUACAUCUGGUGCUAGGUUUUCACCAAGGGAAAUCUCCACUCCUGGACACUCUUAAUGGAACAGUCCUAAGAAGACUGUGCCACACUUGUCCUUAAUAUUUGAACUGGCAUUCUGAUAUUAAAAAUCUUUUGUCAACUGUGAUCAAGUUGGUUGAAUAAUGUGUGUAUUUCUAUGCCUUCAGAUGUCGGAACAGAAGAACAAAGACUUUUCCCUCUUGUGUUAGGGGAAAUAGAUUCUCUUGUCAAACUAUUUGUGAUGCUGAUGUUUUAUACUUGUCCUCCUGUUAAUUCAUAUGUGCAUAUUCUUGAUGCAAGAGGAAUAUUAUACAAAUUAAUGAAUUGUCAUGUGCAGUUGUGUGUUUCAGAUGUGUAAGAACUUUUAAAAAGGGAAUGAUAUAAUAGGUAAAAUAAACAAAUUUUAUGCUA